Mollisia scopiformis is the source of this 1262-nucleotide messenger RNA. Its product is annotated as NAD(P)-binding protein. NCBI's taxonomy places the organism in Eukaryota, Fungi, Ascomycota, Leotiomycetes, Helotiales, Mollisiaceae. Gene Ontology annotation, cellular component: intracellular anatomical structure. Bases 256 to 990 code for a protein of 244 amino acids. The record is from RefSeq and is a predicted model, not a curated record. Gene Ontology annotation, molecular function: oxidoreductase activity, acting on NAD(P)H, oxygen as acceptor. The transcript has a single exon.
GGACAUCUUUGGUUUCACGGCUCUUUACAAAUUGGUGAUUGAUAAUAGUAUCCAUUCAGCAUAACGCCCAUUUGCAAGUCUAGAUUUGUCAUAACGGAGAAAGAGUUGUCCGCAAGCCUUUCUGGUAACUCUCAACAGCUAUUAAAGUCAUGUAUCUCUGCAAGAUUUUAGAGGGAAGUAAGAUCUUACAUCUCUACUUGUCCUCCGAAAAGCAUAUUCUUAACUUCCAUACAACUCCAACAAAGGAUACACAACAUGUCUCGACUAAGUGGAAAGACAGCCGUGAUCACCGGCGGAGCAACAGGCAUCGGUCUCGCAGCAGCAAAGCGCUUCAUCUCGGAAGGCGCCUUCGUCUACAUCUAUGGCCGCCGUCAAGACGCCCUCGACGCAGCUUUAGCCGACCUGGGGCCCAACGCCCGCGCUGUGAAGGGCUCCGUCUCAGACCUAGCUGACCUCGAUCGCCUCUACGCAGCAGUAAAAGCCGAGCGCGGAACCCUCGACAUCGUCUUCUCCAAUGCCGGAGCGGGCAGCCAGCUGAAGCUCGGCGACAUCACCGUUGAGCACUGUGAUGAAAUCCUCGACACCAACGUCAAGGGUGCCGUCUUCACGGUGCAAAAGGCGCUGCCGCUCAUGGGCCCCGGUGGCUCCAUUAUCUUGACCGGAUCCAGCGCGGGCACCACGGGUGCACCCGCAUUCAGCUUGUAUGGCGCGAGUAAGGCGGCGGUACGUAACCUCGCAAAGACCUGGGCCGAGGACUUGAAGGGUACUGGUAUCCGGGUCAAUGUGCUGUCGCCUGGGCCGACGGCGACAGAACUCGCGAAGGGGGCACUGGGCGAGGAGGGGAUGAAAGCCUUUGCUGCGGGUAAUCCGCUCCAGCGUAUGGCUGAGCCGUCGGAGAUUGGGGCGGUAGCGGCUUUUCUUGCGUCGUCGGAUAGUAGUUUCAUGACUGCUAGUGAGGUUGCUGUUGAUGGUGGCCUUGCGCAAAUUUGAUGCAGAGGCACUUGCCAGACGGAAGAUGGAUCGUUGGAGAGGUUGGAGAAAAGACAGCACAGAUAGUUGGAGAGGAAAUAGGAAAGUUGACAGAAGAGAAAUCAAUCAUUUUGGAGGUAUCUGAUAUCCAAAACAAGAAAGUAUCAAAUUGUACAAACUUAAGCUCCUCUCCUCCCUUCUUUACUCCUCCGCCUGAAGAUGAUUAGUCUAUUCAGAACUGAAAAGAGCGUCCGAAUCUUAAUAGUAUAUUAUAUCAUGCAUAUACAAGUCUC